CUCUCCGGCACACGGAAGAAAGCUCUAAGCUAGCUGCCACAAACACGCAGGGAUGUAACGCUUGUCUUUCACGGCGUCUUCUGUUUCGUUUCCUGUAGCAUAUCGAAAUAUUGCAGGAAACCAGAGGACUUUACACCCUUUUUUGUAACAAAAAGCAAAACAAAACAAAAAGCUGCUUUUCCGACAUUAUUUCGGUGAACAUGGCUUCGUGCGUCCCCUUCCAGACACAGUUAUCCUCGAUAAUGGAGGUCCUGGUGAAGGCGGCGGUGGCACAGAUCUCCAAGCUGGUCGAUGACAAAUGUGCCUUCCUGCAUGUGGAGAUAUCCCGCAGACAAAGCGAGAACGAGAUGCUGAAGAGGAAGCUGCUGCUGAUGGAGAGCAAGAACGCGCAGCUGCAGCGAGGACUGGGAAACUUUAUGGACCGAGGCACUGAUUUAGGGAGAAACCUUUCACAUCCCGCCAGAGAUUUAAAGUUUCCUGACAUCGAAGGGUCCAGUGUUUCCUUCACGAUUAAGGAGGAGAGUCCAGAUGAGGCCCUGUGGAUCAGUGACUCUACUGCAGCCAUCGGCAACGCUGUCCAGUACUCCGGCGCUUGUGAUGCUCCAGAGAGUCAGCAGAUAACCCAUCCAGAUGUUGUCAGACACAAGCCUGCAGAGUUCAGCGGCCCGUUUGCCUCUGGGCAGCAGCCUGUAGACAUCAGCAGCCUUCAGUUCACGGUGAAGACGGAGAAGGCGGAGGACCAGCAGCCCUUCAGACAGGACGGCUGUCAGCACCGGGCGGGGAAGCAGACUCCCACUGCCGCCGACUAUCCGGCGGACGAACGGGAAAACCAGCUCUGGUCGUCGAUCAUCGAAGGGGACGAGAUCGACGCGGGUUUCCCCGACUUCUCCAGCGUGGUGGAGGAGUAUUCCAGCUCCUUCUCUGAGCAUUCGGACGCCGCAAACAUGGCGCCCAACGCCUGCAAGUCACCCGGCGUCCAGGAGCAGUGCAACGGGAUGUACGGCGGCGAGUACCAGAAGGACGUGCAGCUGUCGCAUUUCCAGCCCAGAGCGCAGCAGCAGGCUCUGCAGCAGCAGGACAAGCAGAAGGAGCAGAUGUUCGUCCAGAGGAGCGGCUCCCAGCUGGGUCAACCUCAGGACGACCCUAAGAGGGAGGAGGGAGGCGGCGACGGAGCGGACGCGGCUAACGCCUACACAACGAACUGCUUCUACCCUCACACCCCCCAGAAGCCGAUCGCCCCCAUCUCCCGGGGCUACACCUGCUCCCAGUGCGGCAAGUCCUUCGGCCGCCUGCACCAGUUCAAGCUGCACCAGCAGAGCCACAAGAGGAAGCGCGCGUUCUGGUGCGGCGUGUGCGGCAAGAGCUUCCAGUGCUCCUCCCACCUGAGCAUCCACCACCGGACGCACACGGGGGAGAAGCCGUACGGCUGCGGUCAGUGCGGGAAGAGGUUCACGCAGCAGAGCAGCCUGAGGGUCCACCAGCGCACGCACAGCGGGGAGCGGCCCUACAGCUGCUCGCAGUGCGGGAAAACCUUCAUCCUGAUGCACCACCUGAAGCGACACAGGAUCAUUCACACGUACAGCUGAGACGGCGGGGGGGCGCGUCCACACCAAGCGAAACUAAAACCCAACGAGCCACGGCUGGUUUUCAUUCUCAUCAGUGGGAAAGAGUUUGGACAGCAAAGCAUAUUUUACACGCAGAAUCCAUCUGGAAUGGAUAUGAAGUUUUCUUCUGCUCGUCUUAAGAUGGUAAAAAAAUGUGACCGUGAGACGUGUCAGACGUUGCCAAAGCUAGAAAUCCAAAAAAAAAAAUAAGAUGUGAAACCAUCCAAACGAGAUCCCUCGACUUUGUCUGUUACAGUGGAUCUAGAACGUGUUACACAUUCCUGUUUAACAAGGCAGAUAAAAA
Molecule: messenger RNA, 1908 nt
Organism: Fundulus heteroclitus (mummichog)
Lineage: Eukaryota; Metazoa; Chordata; Actinopteri; Cyprinodontiformes; Fundulidae
Product: zinc finger protein 587
Exons: 4
Coding region: 201-1586 (461 amino acids)
Biological process (GO): regulation of transcription by RNA polymerase II
Molecular function (GO): RNA polymerase II cis-regulatory region sequence-specific DNA binding; DNA-binding transcription factor activity
Source: RefSeq, a predicted model, not a curated record